GCGCCUCCCGUCGGCCCCCGCGCGGGCGGACUACCGAUCCCGGCAUCCUCCGCGCCAGCGCCCGCCCCUUCGCCGCCUCCCGCCGGUACCGAGCGGUUCGCGGGUGGCGGAGUGUCCGUGUGUCGGUGUGUCCGUGUGUCGGUAUCUCGGUGUGUCGGUAUCUCGCUGUGUCGCUGUUUCGGUCCGUCCCGCCCGGCCCCGCCGUCCGUUCCCGCGGGGCCAUGGACUCCGACUCGUGCUCCUCCCCGUUCGCCCCGGAGCAUUUCUCCCCCGGUUCCCGGCGGCACCGAACCGUGGAGGACUUCAACAAGUUCUGCACCUUCGUCCUGGCCUACGCCGGGUACAUCCCGUACCCGCAGGAGGAAACGCCGCUGAGGAACAGCCCCAGCCCCCCCAACAGCACCGGCGGCACCAUCGACAGCGAUAGCUGGGACCCCCGCUUCAAUGACACCCCCUCCUCGGUUUCCCUUCCUGCCAAGAGCAGAAAGAACUUCAGCCAGCUGAAGCGAGCCAAGCCCUACGGAUCCCUGUUCCAGCGGGCAAAGCCCGGCAGCUUCCUGCCCGAGAGAAAGCAGAUCGAUAAGAUCAGAAAGAAGAAAAAGCUGAAGAGAAGGGAAACGGAGGUGUCUGCCGAGGAGGAUUACGAGGAGAAGCUGCUGGAGCUGGAGGCGGAGGACUCUUAUACAGAGACGCCGAUGAGCCCCUCGUCUGAGGGCGACCCUCAGUCUGUGGCUGAGCACAGCUCGGUGUGGGACUCUGACACGGCCUCCAGCGUCACGUACCCCACGGGGACGGGAGAACAGGCGGUGGAGAUCCAGAGCGUGGGGAAACGGACGGUCAUCCGGCAGGGCAAGCAGGUCGUGUUCCGGGACGAGGACGGCACCGGCGACGAUGAGGACAUCAUGGUGGAUUCGGAUGACGAUUCCUGGGACCUGGUCACCUGUUUCUGCAUGAAGCCUUUUGCCGGGCGGCCGAUGAUCGAGUGCAGCCAUUGCCACACCUGGAUCCACCUCUCCUGCGCCAAGAUCCGCAAGUCCAACGUCCCCGAGGUCUACAUUUGCCAGAAGUGCCGGGACUCCAAGUUUGACAUUCGCCGUUCGAACCGCUCCCGGACGGGAUCACGCAGGCGCUUUCUGGACUAAGCGAGGGAGGCGCGUCCUGCUGCGCUGCUGGGCGGGCAGGUGAGCCGGGCAAAGCACAGACACCGGCCGGGGGCCGGGCACAGUCACCCGAACUGCUGCUGCUCAGGCCGAGGGCUGCCCAGCCGGCCUGCGGUACGGGAUGAGCUAUCGCCAGUCGUGGAUGGCCGGGGUGGAAGAAGCAGACUGGUCAAAACUGCUGCUAGAUACCAAUUAGCUCAAGGGACAGAUGAAGCUCUCUGGGUUCAGUGGGGUUUUGUCCAGUUACGACUAUGAGUUGGACGAUGUUUUGGGAGUGUUUAAUAUCUUUGCCACGAGUUUUUUCUCAUCCCGUUGGGAAACUGCAGAUCUCUGUGCUAGGAAACUCGUCCUCUGAGAGAGCGGGAGGAGGGAAUCCGUGUGAAGAGUCUGAAAAGUAAAUGGCCACGUGUUUUAAUUUUAAUGUAUUAUUAUACCUGCCCAUUUGUCCGUAUAUAUCAAUCUUAGAUAUUCUAAGGCUGUGUAGGAGUGAGUGUGAACACAUACCGACCUCUGUGUGAUCUGCCUCCUCUUCCUGGGCCUGGGCAGGAGGUGAGUUCUGUGACCUGGCAUUGUGUAAUGGCAGGACUUCACCCUGCUCCGGGGGACCGGUGCGUUUAGAGGAAGAGAAUGCUCCUUGCUCUGGACAGGCAGCGCUGGUAAUUCGCUGACAGCAGAUUUCUUACAAGUCUCCUCUUAACGGUGAUUUUUGUGACUUUGUUUUGCAUGAUUGGCUCACGUGUGUUUGGGGGAAAACCAUUUGCUCUGUGUCCUGGCCCUCUGUUCAACUCCAAGGUGCUGUUUUAAGAUGAUGAUUCUCCCUUUUCUCAGCCCAGAAUUCAAGCGUGGACUGUAAAAGAGGCUGCAGUAAAUGAAGAACCUGGCCAGUCUGGUUGGAGAUUUGAUCAUUUCCAUCAGUGCUACAGCUGAGCUGACUUUGUUUCUGCUCUUUAUUUUUUGAGAUUUGUAGUCAGAAACCCCAAAUCUUUAACCUGUUGGCUGCAAAUUACACAUUAAAAGAAACCAAAUGCAGGCCAUGCAGCUGGCAAAGUGUAACAAAGAUCCAUCUGGUGCUGGGAAGGACAAGAGUGCAGGGAGUCCAGGCUUGUUUAUGAGGCCACCAAGAUGGAGGUGGAGGCGUUGUCCCUCAGUGGCCAAACAGAGCGAGCUGUGUAUGCAUGGUACAGCUUAGGUGGAUGAUUUGGAGACAUUUCUCCUAAGUGACACCUGAUGAAUGUGUUCUCUGUCCUGUGAGAUGAGGAGCCAUUGGCUGGCACUAGAGCUUGUGUGAGACCAGCUGUGCUGGUAGGAACGUGUCACAUUGGUCUGCAGACAGACCUGCUGCCGUACCUGAGGGCAAUGCAGCUGGGAGAUGUCCUGGUGCUGAGCAGGGUCUUCCCAGGCACAGUCAGGUCCCCUCGCUGACAUCCAGUGCUGGGCAGCCAAAGCCUCGUGCAGACUGCUCAGCACAGCAGCACCCCGGGGCUCCUGUGUGGGAUGUGGGCACGGCUGGGUUGGGAUGAUGGAGCUGCACACUGUGCAACUGUCCUUCAGCCUCGGUUCUUCAUACAAAUCCCAUCCCACUGCGCUGUAACAACUGACCCCAGGUUCUGGAAACCAGCUCCAGCUUCUGUUAAAACUCAGCCCGUGACUGUGCUGUGCUGCCUCCCAGAAGCUCAGUGCAACCACCGAGGAGUUUGCCAAAGACUUGCCCCUUACGGCUGCCUGACUGCUCUCUGCAGCCAGAAACAUAACCAAAGUUCUCAAAUGCUGCCAUUUCCCUCUGCAAACAGAAAGGCACUGGAAGAUCCUGGGUGCAAGCUGUGAGGGCUGGGCCUGCUCUGAGCAUUGGCAUCUUUGUGUUUACAGCGUGUCUGCAAUUCAACUGGACCUCCUGGAAUGUGUUCCUGAAGUUUCUACGUGAGACACGUUAAAUGGCCAACGAAUGGCCUCUUCCCCCAGGGGCUCAAUACCCGUCAGUGUGACUGACUCUUGUUCUGUUACCUUUUCAGAUUCACCCCAAUAGAUGGUGUCUGACAAGUCCAGCACGUUACAGUAUCAGCAGAGAGAAAAAACGUAACAUCUCCAUUGUUUCAGUUCAUCACUUUCAGCCAUGUAUAAUUAUAGUUUAAUUCAGAACUUUAUUUUUUCAUUAAAACUGUUUUAAUGAACCAUGUUUUUUUUUUUUUAAGUGAAAGAAAUGAAUAAUGACUUUGUUUUAUUCUGGAUUCAAGAGUCUGCUCGUGUGAUUUACUGGUGUGCAAAACAGUUAUGCGGGGUGGCAGCAAGACUUGGCCAGAAGCGCUCAUCAAUAAGUGAUAUACAAAGUGAGGGGGGAUGGACAGGGGUGUCACAAGCAGAUCUCCCCUUCAUGCUCUGCCAGGGGUCUGCUGUUCCAAUCUCUCUUGUCCAGCUCCUGCUGCAAGUGAGGUGAAUGUUGGAGGAGAGACCUGCCAAAAGGCACAAACGCUGCGGGGAGGAGAGCCCUAACCAGCACACUGCCUUGGCAGGGGCCAUUUGCAGCCAGCCUGAAGGCAGGCUUAGUGUGCAGCAGUUGGGCAUGGGCUGGGAUAGAUCUCAGGUGAUGGCAUUGCUGGCUGAGGUGACCUGAAAGCCAGGGCCAAGCUGGUAGGACUGGGCACUGCACUGUCAGCUUUUGCCCGUGGGCUGUGCUGCAUCAGCCUCACAGUCUCACCUGCUCAGCCAACCCCAAACUCCAUUAUGCCCCCUGAGAUCCUCUCUCCUCCCCUGCCUGUGCAGCAGCUGCAUCCCAAAGCAGCUCACUGUGCCUCACUGCCACUCCUGAACUCCAGAACCUGCCUCACCCCCAGAGCAAAAGACUGAUCAGCAAUUUGGAAAAGGCAUCAGAUCACCUUAAAAACUGAGUCUCUGUUGCUUCCAGCUUCUGUUUUAAUUGUUGGCAAUGUUGUAUUGCAAUGCAGAGCAAUGAACAGAAAUUCCAGAAGAGGCCGUGGCUGUAAAAUGGCAGUUCCUCGUAGGACAGAUACAGAGUUGUUAAGAGGAGCAGUGUCUAUGCUCACAGGCUUUUUAAGACUGCACUGAUUGAUGGGCA
Molecule: messenger RNA, 4230 nt
Organism: Coturnix japonica (Japanese quail)
Lineage: Eukaryota; Metazoa; Chordata; Aves; Galliformes; Phasianidae
Gene: PHF13
Product: PHD finger protein 13
Biological process (GO): mitotic chromosome condensation
Cellular component (GO): nucleus
Molecular function (GO): chromatin binding
Source: RefSeq, a predicted model, not a curated record